CCGGAGCACAGAGCCCAGCCGGGGAGCAGGAGGAGGCCAGAGGAAGCUGCAUCUUGGCCUAGGCUGCAGCUCUGCCUGACCGGACAGCAGUGCGGGGACACCCACCAGGCUGCAGGACCGGCGCUGGGGUACGCACCCCGCCCUGGGGUCCAUGUGCCCGCCCCAGGCCCAGGCAGAGGUGGGGCCCACCAUGACUGAGAAGGCAGAACUGGUGUGUGCCCCCAGCCCGGCGCCCGUCGUGUCCCCCAAGUCUACCUCGCCUGGGCCCCCGCGGGCGGAGGAGGCCAGCCGCCGAGGCUCCUCACCCCCCAGGCUGCCCCCUGGCGUGCCGGUGAUCAGCCUGGGUCACACCAGGCCCCCGGGGACAGCCAUGCCCCCCACGGAACUCAGCACCCUACCACUGCCACUGCUGCAGCUCUCUCCCUUGGGAACAGCCCCUCCCACCCUGGCCCUGCACUAUCACCCUCACCCCUUCCUCAACAGUGUCUACAUUGGGCCGGCAGGACCUUUUGCUAUUUUCCGGAACAGUCGGCUCAAGCGGAGACCGAGCCACUGUGAGCUGGACCUCGCUGACGGGCAGCAGCCCCAGAAGAUGGCCCGGCGCGUGUUCACCAACAGCCGCGAGCGCUGGCGGCAGCAGAACGUUAACGGCGCCUUCGCCGAGCUCAGGAAACUGCUGCCGACUCACCCGCCCGACCGGAAGCUGAGCAAAAACGAGGUGCUGCGCCUCGCCAUGAAAUACAUCGGCUUCCUGGUGCGGCUGCUGCGGGACCAGGCGACCUCGCUGGCCGCGGCUCCCGCCCCGCCCGGGCCCCGCAAACGGGCUGCGCAUCGAAGCGUAGACGACGGCGCCCGCCGGGGCUCUGGACGCAGAGCCGCUGAGGCGGCUGCGCGCUCGCAGCCCGCGCCCACGGCUGACCUAGACGGCAGCCCCGGGGCGGCGGCCCGGCCCAUCAAGAUGGAGCAAGUGGCUUUGAGCCCGGAGGUGCGGUGACCCCGCACGGCGGCGGCGGCGGCGCCUCUGAGCCGGCGGGCACCGGGGGACUCGGCCCACGGCCAUCGCUCAGGAAUAAACACCCUCAAAGAAAGAAGGGGGCCGGUGAGGACGUGCCGGACAGGGAGACCCUGGGGAGGGGGGUUUCUGGAAGGGGACCCUGCAGACUUUAAAAAAAAAAAAAAAGCAAAAACAAAACCACGCACUGCCCGCUGGAAGUGGCCUUGCCCGUGUCCCCUUCGCCAGGGUCCAGGAACCAACAUCGAGCGGUCAUCGGACCCAUUGCCCCCGAGCUGGGGAGUCCUCUGGGGGGAGAGGCAGGGCCGGGGAGCCGUCGCCCUUGUCGUUGGCGCCCCCUCGUGGAGUCCCCGAGGACAGA
Messenger RNA from Lepus europaeus (European hare), 1373 nucleotides. RefSeq names its product LYL1 basic helix-loop-helix family member (gene LYL1). The coding region runs from base 152 to 994 and encodes 280 amino acids. Gene Ontology annotation, molecular function: RNA polymerase II cis-regulatory region sequence-specific DNA binding; protein dimerization activity; DNA-binding transcription factor activity, RNA polymerase II-specific. The transcript has 4 exons. Lineage: Eukaryota; Metazoa; Chordata; Mammalia; Lagomorpha; Leporidae. The record is from RefSeq and is a predicted model, not a curated record. Gene Ontology annotation, biological process: regulation of transcription by RNA polymerase II.